Trichoderma asperellum CBS 433.97 is the source of this 345-nucleotide messenger RNA. RefSeq lists its product as uncharacterized. The record is from RefSeq and is a predicted model, not a curated record. Gene Ontology annotation, cellular component: cytosol. Gene Ontology annotation, molecular function: protein-disulfide reductase [NAD(P)H] activity. Lineage: Eukaryota; Fungi; Ascomycota; Sordariomycetes; Hypocreales; Hypocreaceae.
AUGCCUUUGAUCGAUGUGGAGGCUCCCCCCACGAGCACUGACGCUCACUAUGUUGUCUACUUCGCGUCACCAGAGAAUGGCCAAUCAUCAUGGUGUCCUGACUGUCGAAACGCUCUUCCGGCUCUCCAGAACGUCUUUGGUGCAGAAUCAGCACCUUCAGCCUAUGUAAUCCAAGCCGGCACUCGUGCGGAGUGGAGGGGCAACCCGAACAACAAGUGGCGCAGUCCGCCAUACAAUGUGACAUGUUUGCCAACAAUUGUGAGAGUGGAAAAUGGCAAGGAAGUUGCCCGUCUCGGAGAUGUUGAGGGCCAGGAGGAGUCGGCUCUGAGAAAGCUGAUUGCAUAA